Molecule: messenger RNA, 3809 nt
Organism: Lacerta agilis (Sand lizard)
Lineage: Eukaryota; Metazoa; Chordata; Lepidosauria; Squamata; Lacertidae
Gene: SH3PXD2A
Product: SH3 and PX domains 2A
Biological process (GO): superoxide anion generation
Molecular function (GO): protein binding; superoxide-generating NADPH oxidase activator activity
Source: RefSeq, a predicted model, not a curated record
GUGUCAAUGCCUUGUGGUCCCAGGCUCCAGUUUAAAAGAGGGGAAGCCCACAAUGUGCCUCUGAGCAAGUGGGCUUUACCUUUUUUCUCCCCUGUGCUUCAAGACCUAACCAUGUCUAUCUGUUGUUGCCUUUUUUUCAGGGAUUAUGGAUCCUCAAAAAGGAAAUCAGGUGCUGACGCUAGUUCUGAACCUAUGAUCCUGGAGCAGUAUGUGGUGGUGUCUAACUAUGAGAAACAAGAAAACUCGGAGAUCAGCCUGCAAGCUGGAGAGGUGGUGGAUGUAAUAGAGAAGAAUGAAAGUGGCUGGUGGUUUGUAAGUACCUCGGAAGAGCAGGGCUGGGUCCCUGCCACUUACCUGGAAUCCCAAAGUGGAGUUAGAGAUGAUUCUGAAAUUAACAUGUCCAAAGGAGGGGAAGUUUCUAAGAGACGCAAGGCACACCUGAGACGCCUGGACCGGCGAUGGACACUGGGAGGGAUGGUCAACAGGCAGCAGAGUCGAGAAGAGAAAUAUGUCAUCCAGUCAUACACCAGCCAGGGGAAGGACGAAAUUGGGUUUGACAAAGGAGUCACUGUGGAGGUCAUUCAGAAGAACCUGGAAGGAUGGUGGUACAUCAGGUAAAUGUUUAAUUAAAUCAUUCUGGGGCAAGAGGGCUGGGCCCCAGCCUCGUACCUGAAAACAAAAGAUGACCUUCCAUCAAGGAAAAAGAACUUGACAGGGCCAGUGGAAAUUAUAGGAAACAUCAUGGAGAUCAGCAACCUGUUGAAUAAGAAGUCCUCUAGUGACAAGGAAACCCAGUCAGAAAUUGAAACAGCAGAAUCCCACAUCACCAAGAAGGAAAUAAGCUUGCCCAUCUUAUGCAAUGACUCUAAUGGCAAUGCCAUGAUGACUCAAGACAAACAGAUUUAAAUUGCACAGGGUUCUCCAGCCAUAGCACGGAUUGCACCACAAAGAGCUCAAAUAAGUUCUCCAAAUCUAAGAACCAGACCUCCCCCAAGAAGAGAAUCUAGUUUGGGCUUCCAGCUGCCUAAACCUCCUGAGCCACCAUCAGUGGAAGUUGAAUACUACACCAUUGCAGAGUUCCAGUCUUGUAUCUCUGAUGGGAUCAGCUUUCAUGGGGGACAAAAGGCGGAGGUUAUUGACAAGAAUUCUGGUGGCUGGUGGUAUGUGCAGAUUGGUGAAAAGGAAGGCUGGGCUCCAGCAUCAUACAUUGACAAAAGGAAGAAGCCAAAUUUAAACAGGCGAACAAGUACUUUAACCAGACCCAAAGUUCCUCCCCCAGCACCUCCCAAUAAAUCAAAAGACUCUGAAGAAGGAACAGUUGCUGGAACCAUAUCUUCAGGAGAUGCCCAGGACAAGCAAAAGUAUGAGGAGCCAGAGUAUGAUGUGCCUGCCUUUGGUGCUGACUCUGAAUCUGAGCUGAGCCAAGGGGAAGAUGGCAGCUUGGAGAGAGGCAUGUUCCAUCUACUCAAGCCUUCCCCUGUGUCAUCCCUCCAACGGGCAAAAUUCCGAGUUGGAGAGUCAUCUGAAGAUGUAGCACAUGAAGAGGAGACCAUCUAUGAAAACGAAGGCUUCAGGCCAUACAUAGAAGAUGCUCUGUCAAGCAAAGAAUCUAGUGGGGACUCUGAUUCUCAAAGAAGUUCAUCACUGUCUCUGAUCCAAAGAAAUUCUCCGUGUUCUGUUUCUCCCAAGUCUUCCCUCCUGAAGCCCAAAAGUGACAAGAGCAUUCAGCCAAACCUUGGGAAGCCGCACUACCCCCGGAAUGAGGAGACAAAGCCAAGGUCUGCUUCAGACGUUGGUUUAAGUAGCAUGCCCAAAACUGGCCUAAAGAGGGAUACUGGGGAGACAGUGUCUAGCAGGGCAAAACCAAUGGUGAGACCAAAACCUUUCCUGAACAAAGCAGACUCCCAAAGCCAAGAGAGGAUGGACAUCAGCACUUUACGUCACCAGCUGAGACCAACUGGACAGCUGAGAGGCGGACUUAAAGGUUCAAGAAGUGAAGAGUCUGAAAGUCCACCUCGGACAGCUUCUGGAAACCCAGAAGAUUCAUUCAGAAGAAGCUCUGCAGAUCUCAUUCCCACUCAUUCCCAUGCCAUAUUCUACUCCAGCCAGCCAAACAAGGCAGAGAAUGAAAACAACUCCUCAAAAUGUAUCUAUGUAACUACUGAUUCUUACCAGAAAGUUCAAGAUUCUGAGAUCAGCUUCCCAGCGGGGAUAACAGUGGAAGUUCUAGAAAAGCAAACAAGUGGGUGGUGGUAUUUGAGAUACGGAGACACAGAAGGCUGGGCUCCUUCUCACUAUCUGGUACUGUCUGAUAACCAGCAACGGGAAACCACUUCGAAUGAGGCUAACAUCUCAGUGGCCAAGAACAGAAGGAAUGAAAACAAAUCCAACAGCUUGGAGAAGAUAGAGAAGAAGGUCCAAGCACUCAACACCAUCAACCAGAGCAAGAGAGCAACACCUCCCAUUCCCAGCAAACCACCUGGUGGCUUCUCUAAAACAUCUGGGUCUGUCAAAUUGCGGAAUGGGGUUAGGCAACUAGCAGUGAGGCCACAGUCGGUGUUUGUCUCCCCACCACCCAAGGAUAAUAACUUGCCUUGCUCUCUGCGUAGGAAUGAGUCUCUUACUGCCACAGACCACCUGAGGGCAGUACGCCGCAACUCUUCUUUCAACGCUGCCCAAUCUCAGACUAGUGAUUCUAAGAUAAAGCACACUGAUCGGCUGGGUUCUGAGGGGUCUGAGACAAGUUCCUACGUACCUUCUGAGCGCAAUGGAAUCCCAGUGUCCACAGUCAGACCCAAGCCCAUUGAAAAAUCCCAGUUCAUUCACAAUAACCUUAAGGAUAUCUACAUCUCCAUUGCAGAUUAUGAUGGGGACGAAGAAACUGCUGGAUUUCAGGAAGGUGUCUGCAUGGAGGUCCUGGAAAGGAACCCAAAUGGUUGGUGGUACUGUCAGAUCAUGGAUGGAGGGAAACCUUUUAAAGGCUGGGUGCCCUCGAAUUAUUUGGAGAAAAAGAAUUAGUCUUUAAAUUCCAUUAUUUAUACUUUUAUAAUGUGUACAUACGGAAGGAAGGGGAAAAUUCAAUGAUUUUAUUCCCUUUUUAUUCUAUCUAAUAUACAAGGGACUGUUGAUCUGACCUUUGCUAUGACCAGCAAGUCUGCCGUCUUUGAGGGUGUUUGAAGGAAUUGGCUUGUUCAGCAAAUAUCAAGGAAAAAGGCAGCUGGAACUAAUGGCAUUCUCUUUCUGUUUUGGUGAAGACUUUCAUAAUUUUGAGUGCAACACGGUUCAUUAUUCCACCAUCCUGGUUGUCAUAAAAGGAAACCAAAUGUGUGCCUUUCACAGUAUAGUUUGGACCUGUGCAUCUACUUGCGAAUGGUGGGGAGUUUGGUGCCAACCUGGACAUGUUAAAAAAAUCAGCUUGUUCAUUUCUUCCACAUGGAGUGUGCGAAAGUGUUUCCAAGCUGUGGAUGAAUCUCCACCACCAGCAAGAUAUCUGUAAGUCAGCAGAGCAAGUGGGGAAACUCAAGAAAUCCAGUGCUGGCCCUUGGCUAUCACAUUCUUGUCUCCAGAUUGAAGACUUGGAGCUUUUUCACUGUGCAUUGCUCGUACCUGAUAUUAAGUGCAUAUUGUCAAUUUCCCCCAAUGGCAUCCAUCGGUCAUGCUUCUGUCCUGUGGUGAUCUCUGUGUCAACUGUUUGGGGAAGGGGUCAAGGUUUUUUUUUACUAUUAUUAUUGGAAUUAGAUGUGUAGUCAAACUUUAAUGUGGUUCCUAGGUGUUUGUAUGCACACUAAAAAUUAUGUGUUUGCAACACA